This is a messenger RNA of Haliotis rufescens (red abalone), 2316 nucleotides long. RefSeq names its product F-box/WD repeat-containing protein 7-like. Gene Ontology annotation, molecular function: protein binding; snoRNA binding. The transcript has 12 exons. Lineage: Eukaryota; Metazoa; Mollusca; Gastropoda; Lepetellida; Haliotidae. Bases 90 to 1460 code for a protein of 456 amino acids. Gene Ontology annotation, cellular component: small-subunit processome. The record is from RefSeq and is a predicted model, not a curated record.
ACAAUGGCGACUCCAGAAAGCGUCGUUAGUAGCACUUAGUUACUGGCAUCGUUCUUUGGUUAACUAACUUUACGCUCGUGUUUUUAUGCAUGGGCAACCAAACGGUCAAAAAGACACUUACAAAAACAUCGAAAAUGACAUUGUCGACGUCUGACUUCACUGAGCACCUCCCCCAGGAGCUUUGUAAGAAGGUGUUGACAUAUCUAGGUCCUACAGACCUGGCCAGUUUCUCCCAGUGUUGUGUGAGGUGGAGGGAGAUGGCAAAUAUAAACCCCUUAUGGCUGCAUCACUGCAUGGUCAGACACUGGCUCAAGUUUGGUUUGCACACCGACAUUCUCCAUGAAGAAACUCUCUACCCCAAGGCCAGCAAUGUGUCUGGGACGUCGCCUACUUUCAGUCUGCAGAUACCAGAGGGCAGCAAGUUGAGUCCUAUCUGUAAAUGGAAGCACAUUUAUGUCUGUGUGUGUCACCUUCACACCAACUGGGCUCGAGGUCGGUACACAGUGUCCCCCAUCUUCAGAGGUCACAAAGAGAAGGUCACAGCUAUGGAUUGUGAUAACCACUGUAUCGUGAGUGGCAGUGAGGACAAGGCACUCCGUGUGUGGGACAUACACUCCACAACAUGCAUCCACACCAUCAACUGUCACUCCGACACCGUCACUGCUGUCAAGUUAAAGAAUAACAUGAUAGUGACUGGUUGUGCAGACAGUAGUAUCCGAGUUUUAAAUUCUUCAUCAGGAAAGCUGUGUUUCUCUCUCCAAGGACACAGUGGUAGCGUAGAUCACAUUCAACUCUCUGGAGACAAAAUCAUCAGCGCUGGAACUGACAAGACAGUACGAAUCUGGUCAAUCAAGGACAGGAAAUUAUUGUGUAUUUUACGUGGACAUACAGAUGAAAUUGAGUGCUUAUCAAAUGUCGGCAGCUAUGCCUUGACCGGUUCCUGGGACAACACACUCAUGCUGUGGGAUGUGGAAAAGGGGAGACUACUCUUCCAGCUCUCUGGUCACACAGAAGUGAUCAGUUGCUGUCAGUUUGACAGUGAGAAGAUUGUGAGUGGGAGUGCAGACAAGGAUCUCCGGAUCUGGAGCAUGUCCAGUGGGAAAUGUACACACAUCCUGUCCGGACAUGAUGGAGAAGUUUACUGCCUCGCCUACAACAAGGAAGUGAUAGCGUCAGGGUGUUCCGACAGUGCUGUCAUCAUCUGGAAUCUGGCAGGCGAACUGUUACACAAGCAGCGGCAGCACCUGGGCAUCGUGAGAUGUAUCCACCUGAAUGACGACAGGCUGGUCACAGGGGGAGAUCAGAAGAAACUUGUUGUUUGGGACUACAGAAGUGGACAGGUCUUAAACUGCAUCCAUCGCCAUCCCACGCUGCUUCAUCUGAUAAAAGUCUGCGAUCUCCGUCUCGUGACAGCUUCUCCAGAGAAACCAGGGACCAUAACUGUACUCAGUUACUGGUGACGUCAUCAUUAUGUGUGCAGCUUGUCAUCAGUUGCCUUGAAAAACUACUGAUGUCGAAUGUGGUACGCAAAGAAGCGACCUUACGCCUUUGUAUGCGAAACGGCUCUCAUUGAAAUGUGCGUACAAUUAGUGUCAGAUUAGCCGUGAUGUUUGCUGCUGUGAACGAGGACGAUCUCACCCAGCAAUUAAAAUAGCACACUUAACUUCAAGGAGAUAUAUGUGCUUAAAGAGCCGAAAAAUGGAUGGCAGACAAAAACCACCAUGUCAUUGUGACCCCAUCGUCGGGAAAAAAGACAAUAAUUUCGUGUUGUGUAUGUGUAGUCAUAGCUGCGAUAUGAUUAUGCUUCCUGGAAGCCAAAGAUAUUUCUCAUUCUUUAAAGAAAGAUUUAUACACGAGUCAGUAUUCCCACACGCCAAAGUAUGAUCGGCUAAUGUCGUGAUACACUUUAAGGUCAACUGGAUAUACGGCAGAUUAACAUGCGGACUUUUUCACAAAGUCAGGCCUCCGAAAGAUAUACGUGUCUGCCACGACUGUAGAUUAAGGCCUGUUUUGUGUAACUAGUGAAAGUAUGGAGUAUAUAAUCCUGUCAAGAAAUAAGAGAACGGGUAUUAUGGGACGAAUUUGUUUGAGGUGAGGUUGUGAGGCAGUUGGAUGGCAUGAUAAUACAUCACCCUAUAUUCUGUUUUGAUGAUAAGCGGUUAAGUACCUGAGAGAGAGAAAAGAAAGAGAGAGAGCUUUAGAUCAGAACUUCAGAUUCUUGUGUUAUUUGGAGUCUUCUGUUGUUGAGAUGAAUGUUGUUCAUGCCGCGAGUAAUAUGAUAAUCCAACCUUGGUUAGGCAAACCAGUGGCGGUUAG